ACCAGCCAGACGAAGCGCCGCUCCCACGCCGACCGUCCACAGCAGCGUUCUGCGUUCCCGAUGGCGUCCGCAGCAGAGCGAGGGCCGCCGGCUCUGCCCGUCAAACAGCACAGGUGUUCCAGUUCAGGUUCUGAUGCCGUUCUCCUCAGCACAGCAAACGACGCCGUCUUCUCUGACACCUCCGACUGCCACGCCCCCCAGUGCCCCAUUCACCAGCGCAAAGAUGUCUCCAAACACGAGAUCCGGUUUUUCUCCGAGGGAACCCCCCCGCCCGUUCCCAGGAAGAGGCUGACCCGUACUCUCUCACUUCCUGGUUCUGGUUCCUCCUCGUCUCCUCCCUGGUCUCCUCUUCCAAGACGUCACCUGAACAUUGACAACCCGCUCUACAUGAUGGCUCCCAUACCAGACUCCUGUUUCCAUGAGGAGGGGGAGGGACUUGCUGCAGGCUCCGCCUUCUCCUCUCCCUCCUUCUCCCAGCUGUCCCUUGACACCCCCGACGAGCAUCUCUGCGCCCUCUUUCAGAACUUCGUGGACCAGGACCUGGUCUCAGAGGGGCUGCAGCAUCGCCACCUCCUGUUUCUCCGCAGCGCCACGCAGACCGUGGAGGCCCAGCGGCUGCAGAGGGGCGUGGCGAGCAGGCGGCUACGCUCACAGGGGGCUUGGGACUUCCUGCAGUGUCAGGCAAGUGAGCCAAAGCGGGUCGGAGACCAGACGUUCUACAGGCUGCACAACUCCAGGUUCCCAGAGAUGGUCCUGUGUCUGCGGGUGUGCAGCCCACAGCCGGCAGCUUCCUCCGCUCAACCCCCACGCACGCCGCCGCACGCCAAUGUACGAGACGUCCUCGUUUGUCUUCAACCUGCAGCCAUGCUGAUGCCGCGCUCCAGUGCCCACCUGCUUCCUGCAGCCGCAGACGGCAGGGAUCCCGGCCCACCAGCGGGGCGGGCCAGCCCCGGCACCGUCCAGACCUUCCUUCAGGGGGGGGUCGGCGUGAGCGUCGAGCGGGACCUGCCGCUCGCCACCAUGGAGGACUUCGUCCAGGAUUCCCCGCAGAGCCGGCCUGCAGACUACUGCAGGCAGGUGUGUGUGCUGCUGCUGCAGGUGCUGCUGGGGUCACUGCACCUGCACAGCACCUGCGCAGCUGCAGCCGAGCUCCAGCCCCGCCACAUCUUCCUGGUCUGGCCGACGAGAGGCGGUGGAGAGAGAGACCCGGCCGUCCUGGACGGGGCUGAGCAAAGCAGGGGGGUCCAGGUGCUGUGGAGGGCGCUCGGCACCCCCCGGGUGGUGCUGACGCCGCGGUCCCCGGCGGACCCGGAGCCUCUGGUCCACAUCCAGCAGCAGCUGGGAGCUCUUGUUAGCUUCUGUCUGCCCCCCCUGGAGAGCCCGGCAGCCGGCGGUGUGUCGCCGCGCCCCCUCCAUCACAGAGGCCUCCUGUAUCUGUCCUCGCUGCUGCAGGGGGGGGGGCAGCUUCAGAUGACAAACGCGGCCGUUGUGCUUCAGGUGCUCCUGUGGGGGCCGCAGGUGCCGCACCUCUCCACCGUCACCGCGCGGCGCUGGCUGGCGAGCAAACGAGCUCUGCUGCUGCUGACGAUGGCAGAGGCCGGACUGGCGCCGGCGCCGCUCUUUCUGGACUGGGAGGACUGCAUGCGGCUGCGCUUCCUGUCCUUCGCCGAUCCCGAGACGGUGGCGAGUGUCGCGGCGCGGCUGUGGGACUCUCUGAACAAAGACGGUCAGGUCUGA
Molecule: messenger RNA, 1737 nt
Organism: Oryzias melastigma (Indian medaka)
Lineage: Eukaryota; Metazoa; Chordata; Actinopteri; Beloniformes; Adrianichthyidae
Gene: peak3
Product: PEAK family member 3
Exons: 4
Coding region: 61-1737 (558 amino acids)
Biological process (GO): protein phosphorylation
Molecular function (GO): protein kinase activity
Source: RefSeq, a predicted model, not a curated record